AUGGAUGAAGCAGGACCUUCUCUUCCUCCAGCGCCGGGGAACCGUCAAGAGCCGUUCGAAGAUGAAACCUUCUCGGAUGCCAUCCAAGGGUAUCUUCUUCCGAAUGAUGAUAAAGAGAUGCAGCGCUUGGAACUGGUUGACCAGAUGAUAAGAUUUGCCAUGGGGGGAUUGCACUUUGCGCCAGUCGGCCCAAAUCCCCAAAAAGUGUUGGAUAUAGGCACGGGGUCGGGAUCUGUGAUUGGAAAUGACCUGAGUCCCACGCAACCUGCGAGUCUAAGCAUCCCUCCAAAUGUCAGAUUCAUUGUUGACGACGUGGAGGAAGAGUGGGAAUAUGACGAUUCCCCCUUCGAUUUCAUCCACUCCCGCUAUAUGGUUUUCGCUAUCAAAGAUAUGAAGCAUCUAAUUCAGCAAUCCUUCAACGCUCUCAGACCUGGGGGCUGGAUUGAAGUCCAGGAUUUCGACUCGAAGAUCAAUUCCCCAGAUGACACCAUCAAGGGCACAUGCCUUGAGCAUUGGGACAAGUCCACCGUGGAUGCAUUUGCCAAUAUGGGAUUUUGGACCAGAUUAGAGCCAAGUUUUGCAGAAUUGCUUCAGGACGCUGGUUUCAUUAAUAUCCAAAUGAGAAAAUUUCCCAUUCCCUUGGGAAAUUGGGGCCCUGACGAAAACAAUGCAGUUUUGGAGGCGGCCUCGAUGGCAGUUUUGACCCGUAGCGGAUGGACUGAGCAAGAGGUGUAUGCAAUGUGCGCGGGAGCACGGAAUGAUACAAGAAAUCAUGAUAUCCAUGCUAAGAUGGACUUCUAUGUUUUCACGGCGCAGAAACCGCUGGCUUCGACGGAUGAACCGGAUAACCCCUGA
Uncinocarpus reesii 1704 is the source of this 855-nucleotide messenger RNA. RefSeq lists its product as uncharacterized. The record is from RefSeq and is a predicted model, not a curated record. Gene Ontology annotation, molecular function: methyltransferase activity. The coding region runs from base 1 to 855 and encodes 284 amino acids. Lineage: Eukaryota; Fungi; Ascomycota; Eurotiomycetes; Onygenales; Onygenaceae. The transcript has 8 exons.